This is a messenger RNA of Seminavis robusta, 1800 nucleotides long. NCBI's taxonomy places the organism in Eukaryota, Bacillariophyta, Bacillariophyceae, Naviculales, Naviculaceae. The record is from the annotation of a GenBank genome assembly.
AUGUUCUCAAGUGGCGCUGAUGCCAGUGAUGGAGCAUCCUCUCAAGGUUAUAGAAAUUGGAAUGUGACCACACUUUCAUUUUUUCUCGGAGAACACGUUGAUGUGUACUUUAUCCAUUUCAUUCUAUCAACUCUUCUUGUGGCAACAGUGCUCAGUUGGCUGGUAACAUGGUUCUCUGAGAGGAUGCGAUGUAUCCGAAUGUUGGAAACACUGCCAGGUCCAUCCUUGGAACUACCAAACAAUGCUUUCACUCCCCACGCGUGGCUUGCCCACCUGCCUCUGGCUGUGGAUUUUUCUGGGGAGAAUCCCAUUCCAGGCUAUCCAGGUCUUGCUCGAUCCGUUGACAACUUGAUCCAGCUGCACAAACAGUUUUCACAACAGGAGGGCAUCAUGCGCUUGUGGAUACUAAACCCAUUCAAGCUCACGCCCUUUGCCCAGGUAAUGGUGUUUGUCACAGAUCCAGAAAUGGUGCAGCAAGUCCUGAAAGCCAAGGACAUCUCAAAGAAUGUCAUCAAACAAGCCGACAUUUACCGACUAUGCAAGGCUUUGGCGGGUGACAGCUUGUUGGAAAUACUGGAAGACACUCCUCGCUGGAAACAUCAAAGAAAGCUCACCGCUUUGGGCAUGCACCAAAGUUUGUUGGAGCAUACAAACUCUGAAAUUAUUAAACUGCUCUACGAAACAGUUUUCCCCCAAUGGGAUGGUACUACAUCAACAGCUGAAACCUUCACCAUGGAAGCCGGGGAAUGGUGUACCAGGUUAGUGGCUGAAAUCCUGGGAAUUGUUGCCUUCAGCCAGUCUUUUGGUGGUCUGGAAUCAGAAGCAACAAACACAGACAACAACAAACAGUCCUUGUACGACCUUUUCAAGAAUCUGCAGUUCAUUAUCACAAAACGAUCUCUGCGUCCACCCUUCCUUAUUCCUUUUUACAUUAAGGAAAACAAGGAGUUCAAGCAAUGCCAAGACAAGCUCAACAAUGUAAUCAAAAGCAUCGUGGAAGAACGCGUAGCACAACACGAGGAAGCAAAGACCAGGCAGCAAGACAACGACACGACAAAACGUAAGCACCAGUCUCUUGGAGAAUUCAAUGACCUAUUAUCCUACCUGAUGAUGGAAGAUGAAGACGAUGACAGAUACCGCUUGACAGAGAAAGAGUUGCUUGGCAAUGUCCGCAUGUUCUUGUUUGCCGGGCAAGAUACUUCUGCCAUUGUUCUUUCCCAAACUCUCUAUGAGCUUGCCACUCACCAGUCUACCCAGCUUCGGUUACAAAAAGAAGUUGAUGCUUUGUUUGCCCAGUUUGAUUCACCGGAUCACCAACCUGCUUACAAAGACAUCAUGAGGCUCGAGUAUCUUGAUGCAGUUACAAAGGAAGCCUUAAGGCUUCACUCUCCCGCUGGGGUUGCACGGCGGAAUACUGUGGACAUUAAACUGACCCGGGGCGACUGCGCAUACUCAAUCCCCAAGGGAAGCAAUAUUUUUGUGUACCCUUUUCUAACAGGUCUUGGGGCUGGUCAGAACAAUGACGAUCUUGAUGAGUUUAUCCCCGAACGCUUUUUGAAGGAGGAUAGAGGCAAUCACAUCUUAGGUAGGCCAGAAUCAUGUUAUAUGCCAUUCUCAAUUGGCCCCCGUAAUUGUGUGGGUCAUCCAUUGGCAACAGCAGAAAUCAAAGUUGUCCUGGCCCACUUGGUGCAUCGUUACACUGUCCGCAAAACUGAGGGGUCAGAAGAACCCAUAAAGAUGAUGCAAAUAACUGUCAAACCACACCAGAUCAUGCUGAAUUUUGAACGAAGACACUGUUAA